CGUCCCGACGCCGCCCGCUGCACACCGCCGCCCCCGCGCUGUCGUCGACCUCGCGCCGCCCCCCGCGCCGCCGCCGCCGCGAGCUCCACUCCGCGUCGCUAUCGGCAGAGCGAGGCGGCAGCGCGCUAUCGGCACGACACCUCCGCGUCCGGAGCGCGUGCGCGCGAGCGAGUGUGUGUGUGUGCGUGUGUGUGUAUGUGUAUGUGAUCGGUGCUCGCCGAGCGCCGACUGCGGACCUGGGAUGCUUCUGACAACCAUGCCGCCUCUGCAGACAUAGUGUGACGCGAUGGACGGGACCAGCCUGGCGGUGGCGGCCCUGGCCUUCGUCCUCUACGUCAACACGCUCGGCGCGGGCUUCGUGUACGAUGACAGCCGCGCGGUGGUGCGCAACCCGGACGUGCGCGGCGGCCAGUCGGCGUGGCUGGCGUUCGGCCACGACUUCUGGGGCACGCCGCUGGGCUCGGCCGGGUCGCACGGCUCGUACCGGCCCCUCGCCGUGCUGUCGCUGCGCGCCAACGCCUACCUGGCGGGCGGGCUGCGGCCGCGCGCCUUCCACCUCGUCAACGCCCAGCUGCACGCGCUGUGCUCGUGGCUAGUGGCGCGCCUAUCGCGCCGCCUCGGCCCGCCGGCCGCCUGGCCCGCGGCCGCGCUGCUGUUCGCCGUGCACCCCGUGCACUGCGAGGCCGUGGCCGGCAUCGUGGGCCGCGCCGACCUGCUGGCCGCGGCGCUGGCGCUGCUCGCGCUGCUCGCCUUCCUCCGCCACCUGGACUGGCGCGAGCGCGGCUGCCGCUGCCCGGCCCCCGGCCCGGCCUGGUGCCGCUGCCGCGCCUGGGCCGGCGCCCUGCUCGCCGCCACCCUGGCGCUGGCCGCCGGCGCCAUGCUCUGCAAGGAGCCCGGCCUCACCGUGCUCGUCGUCUGCGCCUCCUACGACCUCGCCCUGCAGCUGGGCCGCCGCCAGCGGAAGCCGUUCUCACUGGGCUCGCUGGGCGCGCUGGCGGCCGGGGGCGCGGGGCUGCUGGCCGCGCGCCUGUGGCUCGUGGGCCUGCGCACGCCCGUGUUCGCGCGCGCCGACAACCCCGCGGCGCACGCCUCCUCCUGGGGCACGCGCGCGCUCACCUUCCUGCACCUGCCCGCCGUCAACCUGCGCCUGCUGCUGUGGCCGGGCACGCUCUCCUUCGACUGGUCCAUGGACGCGGUGGAGCGCGUCGAGAGCCUGGCCGACCCGCGCAACCUGCAGAGCGCCGCGCUCUACGCCUCGCUCGCCGUGCUGGUGGCCAAGGCCGUGAGCGCGCUGCGCGCCGAGCACCAGGGGACGGAGCGGUACACAGCGCGACGCGCCAGGACCGUCCCCAAGCGCCGCCAAGUCAAACCAGACCGGAAGAUGAAAAUCUGCGGCGUGUGUUCCAAGCUCAUCGAGUCGCGCGGCUCGUCUUAUGUCUACACGUACAACAACAACGUGAUCCUGACCAACAACAAUAACAACAACAAUAACAACAACUACAUCAGCAGCCGGAGCAGCAGUAGCAGCAGCAGCGGCAGCGGGGGCAGCGCGACAGAGCGCGGGGGGGAGCCCGAUGUGCCGCCCCCCGUGGUGCCCGCCCCCGCGGGGGCGGCGCUGCUCGGGCUGGCGCUGCUCGUGUUCCCGCUGUUGCCCGCCUCCAACCUCUUCUUCUACGUGGGCUUCGUCAUCGCCGAGCGCGUGCUCUACCUGCCCAGCGUCGGCUUCUGCCUGCUCGUGGCGCAGGGCUUCGCCUGGCUGGCGGACGGCAACCGGGGGCGGCGUGCGGCGGGGGCGGGCGCGGCGGUAGGAGCAUCCCGCAGACCCAAGGCGGGUGGCGGGCGGCGGGAAGCCUGGCCGGGCCGGGCGCCAGUGCUGGUCGCGGGCGUCCUCCUCCUGACCGUGUUCGCCGCCAGGACGGUGCAGAGGAACUGGGACUGGGCGGACGAGGAGGACCUGUACCGGGCCGGGAUCGCCGUCAACCCGCCCAAAGCCUACGGCAACCUGGGCUCCGUGCUGAGCUCACGGGGACGACUGAGCGAGGCCGAGCACGCCUUCAGGAUGGCGCUCAAGUUCAGGCCCAACAUGGCCGAGGUUCACUACAACCUGGGCAACCUGUUGCUGAAGCGAGACAAGCUGGAGGAAGCCAUCCGGAGCUAUCAGCAGGCCAUCCAUUACCGGCCCUCGCUCGCCCUGGCACACCUGCACCUCGGCCACGCGUUCGCCGCGCGCGGCCAGGUCCGCGAGGCCGUGUCGGCGCUGGUGAGGUGCGCGUCGCUGCGCCUGCCGUCGUCCGGGCGGCUGCUGCAGCAGGCCGUGCACGCCGUGCGGGACGAGGCGACGCACGAGGCCGCCCGGGUGUCGGCGCUGCUGCUGCUCGGCCACCUGCACGCCGCGCAGGGGCGGCUCCGGGCCGCGGAGGCCGCCGUCAGGGAAGCCAUCCUGGCCCGGCCCGAGGACUACCAGCCCGAGCCGCUGUACAAGCUGCUGGCCGAGGUGGAGGAAAAGCUCCGCGUCCAGGCGGAGGCGCGCAGCAGGACCGCCGACCCGCUGGACCACCGGGAGCAGGCGGCCGCGCACGCCGAGGACGCCGUCAAGGACCAGCCGGCGCCGCCGGCCCAGGAGGAGCAGCAGAGGACGGCGUGGUCGUGGCGGACGAGGACGUGCAACGACAGCAACACGGGUCAUGCCUUGCCCGGGCGGCAGCAGUCCAGCGGCGCCGAGCGCGCCGAGCUGAGGCUCGGGCCCGCGCGCGAGCCGCCGGGGCCCCCGCCGGGGCCGGGCCCCGAGGCCGACCGGGGCGAGUGCCCCAUGGCCGCGGCCGCGCUCUUCCCCGUGCCCGCCUCGCCCUGCGCCUAGGAGCGGCCCGGCUUCCACACGUAAAUCGAUAAGACUUGAAACUCGAGACAAUAUUUUGGCGCGGAUCCAGAUUCGCUCUAGUGUAAGGGACAGAGGAGUUAUGACCGGUUUAUGACUCUGAAUGUAAAUAUAUAAAUACAGAUGUGAAUAAAACCAGAGCCAGGGAUUUAUUUUGUUCUCACGUGAUCAGAAUCUAUGAUUACAGUACAGACAGUAUAUAUAAAAAUUGUUUAUCAUUCGUCUCUCUUGUGACCUUUGCGCUGUAUAUAUAGCACGCGGUGACUUAAAACAAAGCACUUUCGAUGCAAAAUACUUUCUCUUUGCUGAAAAAUUAAAUAAAUUAUAGUGCCAAGAGAUUACUUACCUUGUUGUAUUGAAAUAUCCAAACCUUUUUGAUGUGAAUACGGGGUUUUAUACCAGAUGUCUUUUUUCUAAUCAAACGAAUAAAUUUAUUUAUUUACUCGUUA
Messenger RNA from Frankliniella occidentalis (western flower thrips), 3324 nucleotides. Its product is annotated as protein O-mannosyl-transferase TMTC2-like. Gene Ontology annotation, cellular component: endoplasmic reticulum membrane. Bases 287 to 2857 code for a protein of 856 amino acids. NCBI's taxonomy places the organism in Eukaryota, Metazoa, Arthropoda, Insecta, Thysanoptera, Thripidae. Gene Ontology annotation, molecular function: mannosyltransferase activity; protein binding. The record is from RefSeq and is a predicted model, not a curated record. Gene Ontology annotation, biological process: protein O-linked glycosylation via mannose. The transcript has 10 exons.